CUAUAAAAACUCGGACUAAAGAUCAAACUCCAUCAGUUGGUUAGAAGAGAAGCAAGAUGAAGACUUACUACCAAUUGUGCAUCCUGGUUGCCUUGGUGUUCAGGGUUCGCUCAAACCCUGUACCACAGAAUAAUGACUUGACUGAUGAAGAGUUUGCAAAGAAUUACUUGAAGAGACUGUACAACAUGAAAGAGGUGAACAAACCGUCCUUUGGGCGCACGACCAGUGAGAUGAGCUUGAAGCUCAGCCAGAUGCAGCAGUUUUUUGGUUUAAAGGUAACAGGAAUUCUUGAUGAUGAAACUAUUGCGAUGAUGAAGAAGCCCAGAUGUGGAGUUCCAGAUGUUGCUGCAUUCAAAUCCAACGCUUUGCCUAUCAAAUGGUCUACAAACAGCUUGACCUACAGGAUCGAGAAAUACACUCCUGACAUGUCUGUGGCUGAAGUGGAUGAGUCUAUCGAUAGAGCGCUGCAAGUCUGGGCUCGUGUCACUCCUCUGAGGUUCACCCGCAUCUACAGCGGCAUAGCCGACAUCAUGAUCACUUUUACUGUCGGAAAUCAUGGUGACGGCUCCCCAUUUGAUGGACCGGAUGGUUUCUUGGCUCACGCAUUUGGCCCCGCUGUUGGCCUUGGUGGAGACACCCAUUUUGAUGAAGAUGAGACCUUCACCUUCAAAUCUCCUGAUGGAUAUGUCUUGUUCUUGGUGGCUGCACAUGAAUUUGGCCACGCCCUGGGGCUUGACCAUUCCAAAGAUCCUGGAGCUCUCAUGAACGCAAGGUACUCCUACAGAGAUGUCGACAAAUUCCUUCUUCCUGGAGACGACAUCAGUAAAAUUCAGGCUCUCUAUGGUCCAAACCUUGAACUGCCCGAUGGGCCCACACCUCCAACCACUCCUAAUGCAUGUGACCCCAAUCUGGUCCUGGAUGCUGUUACAAAUCUGCGUGGAGAGACCUACUUCUUCAAGAACAAUAUUUUCUGGCGUCACCACCCUCAGAUCCCACAGAUUGAACAAUAUCUGAUUAAGAGCUUCUGGCCCGACCUUCCAGAUAAUAUUGACGCUGCUUUUGAGGAUCCAUCAGACGACUUGGUGUACAUCUUUAAAGGUCAGAAGGUCUUGGCUUUAAAUGCUUAUGACGUUGUAAAGCGAGAGACUCUCACUAGCUACGGCUUGCCGGCUUCAGUGAAGAAGAUCACUGCUGCCACUUAUGAUGAGCAUACUGGAAGGGUUUUGCUUUUUGUUGGCAAAAAAUAUUACAGUUAUGACUCAAACAACAAGAAGAUGGAUGUGGGUUACCCUAAACUGGUGGACAAGAGAUUCCCUGGAAUGACAGGAACAGUCGACGCAGCUUUCGAGGAAAAUGGUUUCACCUACCUCGUCAGUGGAACUCGCAUAGUCGAGUUUCGUGAAAGAGCAUUGACCCGUGUGGUGGGAAACAAAAACUUCCUGCAGUGUUAGAUGCCUUUUAUACUUCUGAGUCAUUCAGACAGUGGAUGUGCCAAUAAUACAUUAAGAAACUAUUUAAUAAUUUAUAGAGUUAAUUGUUAUUCAUUUAUAAAACAUUUUCUGAGUAAGUGUCAUUCCUUAAGUUGUACAUUUCUAAAUAAACUUUUCAUUCAAAUUUAAACAUGCGGUGAAAUGUUGAUGAUGUGAAGCAAUAAAAGUACAAUAAAUCUG
This is a messenger RNA of Tachysurus fulvidraco (yellow catfish), 1670 nucleotides long. RefSeq names its product collagenase 3-like. Gene Ontology annotation, molecular function: metalloendopeptidase activity; zinc ion binding. The transcript has 10 exons. The record is from RefSeq and is a predicted model, not a curated record. Gene Ontology annotation, cellular component: extracellular matrix. Gene Ontology annotation, biological process: collagen catabolic process; proteolysis; extracellular matrix organization. Bases 57 to 1451 code for a protein of 464 amino acids. NCBI's taxonomy places the organism in Eukaryota, Metazoa, Chordata, Actinopteri, Siluriformes, Bagridae.